AUGGAAGCAUUGCAAGACAGGGUUGUGGGGGGGAGUGUCGCCAAACCUCAUGCUUGGCCCUGGCAGAUCUCCCUUCAGUACCUGUCACGUGGUUCGUACUACCACAACUGUGGAGGUUCUCUGGUCAGGAGAGGCUGGGUGAUGACAGCUGCCCACUGUGUGUCUAUUUUCGGGGUGUGGCGAGUGGUUCUUGGAGCUCAAAAGAUCACUGCCAAUGAGCCAACACAGCAGGUGGUCAGGGUGACCAACAUCUACAUACACCCUAACUGGGACCCCAACAAUGCUUCCAGUGGGGAUGAUAUUGCUCUGCUUCGUCUUUCCUCCAAUGUUACCCUCAACUCCUACGUGCAGCUGGCUUCUCUACCCACACCAGGACAGAUCCUGCCCAACAACAACCCCUGCUACAUCACAGGCUGGGGCAGCACCCAGAGUGAGAAUAAUCAAGCAGCCCUUUACCAGUGUUAA
This is a messenger RNA of Scleropages formosus (Asian bonytongue), 465 nucleotides long. Its product is annotated as elastase-1-like. Lineage: Eukaryota; Metazoa; Chordata; Actinopteri; Osteoglossiformes; Osteoglossidae. Gene Ontology annotation, molecular function: serine-type endopeptidase activity. The coding region runs from base 1 to 465 and encodes 154 amino acids. Gene Ontology annotation, biological process: proteolysis. The transcript is spliced from 4 exons. The record is from RefSeq and is a predicted model, not a curated record.